CUCGUAUGUUUUUUGAUUUUCUUUUCUAUUUUAAAUACUCUAAAUAUUUGAUCUUUUGAAGAUAUUGUAAAUUAUAAAUUUUUUAGCACACAUGAUAAUAACAACACCGACCAAGAUCGUUUUCUUCGCAUUACUUAUUUAAUAUUGUUAUGGAUCCAGGCAAUAAUAAACAAACUAAAGGGUUACUUUGUAGCCUUAAAUAUUUAAAACUCUGGAAACGUAAUAAUACAUCUAAUACCGUAAAUGUAAGCAACAGAAACUCGCCUAAGGGGGGUAGCGCUCAGAAUAAUGCGAAUGUGGUAGUUUUCCGAAGAAAUUUAACUGCCAACUCUUUGGAUGAAAUGACACCACUCAGAAGAUCAGGAAGCCAGUUAAGAAAAAGUUUAAGAAAGUGGCAUAGAAGAAUGAAAAACUGUUUUUCGAAAAACGGACAUGUAAAUGGCAGGCAGAUUACUAUUUGUCCUGCACCUGCUGCAUCAGAUUCUAGAGUCGUGUUGUCAUCAACGAGUGUUAAUAGAGAGAAUAUCUAUUCCCUGGAUCCACUAAGUAUUGAAAGGGAAACAAAGUCUCCAUUAUUGGACCAAACUACAGAUACCACAAUAAGCCCUUUAAGGUAUAUGACAAGAGAAAGUGGUAUAUCUGCAGUGUUAGAUGAGAGAGGAGUAUCUGUUACUGGCAGUGUUCCUAGGAAUGAUGUGUCCAGCCUUGCACAUUGUGUCUGGUACUGGGGACCAGCUUCCCGAGUACAAGUUGAGGCUAAACUAGCGGAAGCAUGUGAUGGUUCCUUCCUUGUUAGAGAUUCUUCAUCUGAUAGGUAUAUAUUUUCAAUAAGUUUUCGAAGUGUUGGCAUAACACUCCAUUCAAGAAUUGAAUUUACCAGUAGAAGCGGUUAUAAACUGUUUGACCAUGAUGGUUAUUCAAGUGUUAAGGAAUUGAUCGAGCAAGCAAUGGAAGUGUCGCGAAACGGAAUUUAUUGUUACACAAAAAAUCGGGCCGCCAAUAUGCCGAAUUAUCCAGUGAGAUUAACAAAUCCCAUUUCAAGGUACGAGGAGGUUAGGUCCUUACAGAAUUUGUCUCGCUUUGUUAUCAGACAAUAUGUUAACUUGAAUGAUAUUGACAAGUUGUGUUUGCCUAUAGCUCUGAGGUCUUAUUUGAAGGAAGAGAUGAUAUAUUGAGUUUUUGUGAUUUAAGUGAAAUAGAAACAAUAGUAAGUGCAAUUCGGUAGGUUUUGUUAUGUCAUUAGGAGUUAAAUGAUUCCUAAAGUAACUUUUUCCCCAGAAGCCGCCUUGUAACACUAUUUUACAAGGCUUUACACUUUUUCAUGUUUAUAUUUUUUUGAAUUUUAGAGUUUGUUAUUUUAUUUUUAUCUUAGUCCCUAUUUUUACGAUUUUCAAUGUGAUAAACCGAUUUUUAAAUAAAAAUAAA
Cylas formicarius (sweet potato weevil) is the source of this 1425-nucleotide messenger RNA. RefSeq lists its product as uncharacterized. Gene Ontology annotation, molecular function: 1-phosphatidylinositol-3-kinase regulator activity. NCBI's taxonomy places the organism in Eukaryota, Metazoa, Arthropoda, Insecta, Coleoptera, Brentidae. The transcript is spliced from 4 exons. Gene Ontology annotation, cellular component: phosphatidylinositol 3-kinase complex. Gene Ontology annotation, biological process: intracellular signal transduction; phosphatidylinositol phosphate biosynthetic process. The record is from RefSeq and is a predicted model, not a curated record. The coding region runs from base 150 to 1175 and encodes 341 amino acids.